Molecule: messenger RNA, 450 nt
Organism: Phytophthora sojae
Lineage: Eukaryota; Oomycota; Peronosporomycetes; Peronosporales; Peronosporaceae
Exons: 2
Source: RefSeq, a predicted model, not a curated record
CGCUUUGCCACAUGCAUCCCGGGUUUUGCUAUUGCUGAGCAGUCCAAUGCCCACCGCAGCCUCAGAAGCGCCAGUAAGGUGCAAGCCGCAGAUGAUAUCGAAGAGAGAAUGCAGACGCCAAAUAUCGGCAAACUGAGCCUUUUCUCCAAGAAAGAGGCGAGCGUUCUCAAGAGUCUGAAGAAAAACCCGACCUUGACCAAGACGCUGAGCGGCAACCCGUCGCUUAUCAAGCCUUUCGAGAACAAUCCUCAGCUUGUCAAGACGUUCGAUACCUUGCAAAAGGACACCGCUCUAAUGACGAGGAUGAAGAGUUUGAAAAAGAGUCCUUCCAUGGACAAGCUCAAGACGGCGAUCAGCAAGAAUCCGAGCGCGCUCACGAAUGAAAACAUGGAAAAGCUUGGUGCGGCCGUGCUGAAGAAACCUUUCAGCAAAUUAAAAAGAUUGUUUUGA